Saxophila tyrrhenica is the source of this 477-nucleotide messenger RNA. RefSeq lists its product as uncharacterized. The transcript is spliced from 2 exons. The record is from RefSeq and is a predicted model, not a curated record. The coding region runs from base 1 to 477 and encodes 158 amino acids. NCBI's taxonomy places the organism in Eukaryota, Fungi, Ascomycota, Dothideomycetes, Mycosphaerellales, Extremaceae.
AUGGGGAUGUCGGGGGUGGAUUGUGAUACGGGAAUCCGGGCUGAUGUAAGGGUUGCCGCGCUGCCCAAGAUCAACUGCUAUAAUCUACUUCACCUCAACUUGAAGCAACACCACAUCAGCAAACAAACAAUCUACGAUUGCGAGAUACUCGGAUACCUGUCUACCUGGACCACAUUUCUACAACUUCAAGAAUCAGAUACUGUCAACAACCACAUCAACGACACCAUCACCCCUAUCAAACCACAAAUCAGAACCAUGACCUCCACCAUGCCUCUCCCCACCUCGCAAACCCAGCUCCCCCGCAACGACUCCUUCUCCACCGACGACAUCACCAAAGCCUUCAAAGCCUCCGACACCAAAGCGCGCAACCACCUCUCGCUCAAGAUCGUCAAGCAGGACGAGACGACUGUGCCGCCACCUUCGCCGCACGAAUCGAGACCGGCGUCUGCAUAUGGGCAUCGGGAGGUGCGGAGAUGA